UUGAACAGAUUUUGAGAAAUAUAAACAUUUACAUUUUGGGACUUAAUGUGCCUUUAACCCAUUUGAAAUCCUCAUUUUUUUGUUUCAGGCUGUUGUCCAGAGUUGUUGAAUCCUGUGAUUCAAAGACAGACCAGCAAGUGCUAUAUAAUGCUUUUCAGUUUGAAACACUUGAGGGAGGCUAUAAGAUGAAUAUUGGAAAAAAGUUGUUCUCUGCCCAUAUUUCAGCCUUAUUCCCAAAUGUUGUCAAAAUCCGUCGAAAAACAAAGCAGACGACAGAGACGGUCUUCAAUGGUAUAAAGCUACAGACAACUAGCUAUGACGCAGCUGAAACUUUCCAUUUUCAAAACUUAAAAGAUCACCUGCCACUGGAAUCUGUCACCAUUGAGUCAGAGACUGAAACAUCUCUAACUUGUAAAAACAACGACCUUGAUUAUGAAGUAAAUGGCUGUAAAAUAUUCAAACUAAUUACUUUUCAUAAAGAUGGUACAUGGAAAUUAAAUGUAGCUGGAAAGAAUGUGAAUUUAGAUGCAGUUUGUGUGUCUGACACAUAUGAACUAUCUGCAAAUAGCAUAAAUAAUGUGUGCAAAGUGGCAAGUCUUUUACCUCUAUGUUAUGCUUUUCCCCUGACAAAAUCUGUGAUUGUAAGCCGUUACCAUACAGUUGAAAAUCUAAAAGUAUGGGAUAACCUGCACAGAAAAAUCAGGUCAAUACUUUGUGAUCGGAUUGUGCCUUUAAAUUCUACAGAAAAAAUGUGUCACAAAUGUAAAUACAUGAAAGUUAAUGCUCCAGAUUUAAACAAAGUGAAAGCCAAUGAUACUGAAAAUCAAGUUCUAAAACAAAGAAACAUCAUUGAAGCAAACAAAGAAAAUAGUUCAAAACCAAUAAGAGCAACAAAGGAAAGCAUAAUCAACAUGUUUCCUGGUGCAAGCAAGGAAAUUAUUGACAUACUUUUAAAUCAGGCUAAUAAUUGUGAACGAGACCCUCGAGGAAGAAGGUGGAGCUCAGGUGUAAUAUCUGCUUGCCUUAAGUGGUUUAUGAGGAGCCCACAGUCUUAUCAGGACUUCAUGGAUAGCAAACUUCUACUGUUACCCUCACCCUUAUUGUUAAUUUUAUAUAAAAAUAGAAUUCAAAAUAAUGUUGGUUUUGACAAUGACAUAUUCAAAUGGAUGCACCUCGAGGCUAAACGUAGAGCACUACCAAUUGAGGGCUGGUCAGGAGGUAUCAUUUUGGACGAAAUGUCAAUUCAGACAGAUCUUCAAAUUAACAAAAAUGGUGAUGUUGUGGAACUUUCUGGGCUUAUGGAAAUGGGUUCUGAAGGUAAUACCUGCCAUAUACUAAGAACUGGCAAGGCAGAUAACAUUCUAGGUACCCAUGCUCUCCAACUAGUUUUUUCAGGCAUAACAGGUUUUAGAUUCCCAUUUGCCUAUUUUAUAACAGAUGGGAUUCAAGCUCCAGAACUGUAUUCACUAUUUUGGGAAGCAGUUGAUAAACUUCAAACAUUUGGCUUCAAGGCAAUAUACACUUGUAUGGAUGGAGCUCAAUGCAAUAGAUCUUUUUUGAAAUACAAUGUUUCAAAUUUAACAACAUAUUCCAGUCAAAAUCCAUGUAAUUUAGACUCGAUGAUAUUCAUGAUGGAUGUGUCCCAUGUACUUAAGAAAAUUCGGAACAACAUGUUAAAAAGUGGUAUCCUCAAAUCCUCUACACGUCUACUUAAAUUCACCUCUGAUAAAACUGUUCAAUGGCAAAUGUUCAUUGACUGCUUUCAAUGGGACAGGUCAAAUGCUUUACAACUGCAUCAAAAAAUAACAAAUGAACACUUAUUUCCUUCAACUCAGUCCAAAAUGAGAAAUCAUUUGGCUGAAGAGGUUUUAAACAGUGAUAUGCUGCAUGUCAUUAAACAAUACAAGCUUUAUCUUGGCCCUAAAAGAAGUGAUCUUGAUGGAGCAAUAGAACUACUCGAAAAAACUUCAAAAUUGAUAGAAAUUUUCAGAAGUUUUAAGCCUGUGCGUUCAUUGGAUGAUGAAAGACUUAAACAGCUACAUGAAAUUGACGAGUGGUUCAAAACCUGGGAACUUUCAGUGUCUGGUAGCAAAGGAUCCAACAAAUCAUUGCUUUCAUUUCAAUGCCAUGAGGAUAUUCAUGCAUGUAUUAUUGGAUUUAUUAGUUUGUGCAAUAAUUUUUUUUACAAGAAAUGUUCUAUUUACAUUACGCCUGGAUUGAUUAAUUCUGAUGUGAUUGAAAAUACUUUUAACCAAAUGCGGUCUACCUAUAAUGGAGAAAACAGCAAUCCCAAUGCAUUACAGUAUGGAAGAACAUUAAAUAGCAUAAUCUUAGGUCAAAAGACAAUAUCUCAAAAAGGCAAUACAGAUAAAUUUAGAGAUGGGACCAUGCUAUACGAGUCAGCUAUUAAAAAGCCACUGAAACGUCGAGCUUCAUCGACUGUCAAUGAAAGACCUCCAAUAAAAGUCAUCAGGUGCUAAGACGGAGGAUACCGACCAUCUUCUAUCCCUGACCAGCGAUGCAAUGUGUUUGCCUUUAGUGUCAUAUCCGUAUAUACAGAGCAGGCGAUGCCAGUUGUGC
Ruditapes philippinarum (Manila clam) is the source of this 2580-nucleotide messenger RNA. RefSeq lists its product as uncharacterized. Lineage: Eukaryota; Metazoa; Mollusca; Bivalvia; Venerida; Veneridae. The coding region runs from base 186 to 2480 and encodes 764 amino acids. The transcript is spliced from 2 exons. The record is from RefSeq and is a predicted model, not a curated record.